UUCCAAAGCGAAAUGUACACCUCAUCAGCACAGAAGGCAAAAAGACGCACGCACCCUCGACCAGAACUCACAGAUGAGCAAAAGCAGGAGAUUAAAGAGGCUUUUGAGCUAUUCGACACGGAUAAGGACGGCUGCGUCGAUUAUCAUGAGCUCAAAGUCGCGAUGCGCGCGCUAGGAUUCGAUAUGAAGAAGGCAGAGGUCCUCAAGAUUCUGCGAGAUCACGACAAGACAGGUCAUGGGUUAAUGGACUUUGAAGACUUUGCAAAAAUCAUGAGUGAACGGAUCCUGGCUCGUGAUCCGAUGGACGAAAUCCGCCGAGCCUUCCAGCUAUUCGAUGACGAUAACACUGGGAAAAUUAGUCUUCGAAACCUUCGCAGAGUAGCGAAGGAAAUAGGCGACCGACUGGAAGAUGAUGAACUACAAGCCAUGAUCGAUGAAUUUGAUCUUGACCAGGAUGGAGAAAUUAAUGAGCAAGAAUUUUUUGCUAUCAUGACCGACGAUGCAUAGCCCCUCCGGGCCGUACCCAUGACCUCGUUAAAUCCCUCUCGCCUUCCCUUUUCGUCGCCGUACGCCCCAUAGAGUCUCCUUGAAUUUCUUACUAUCUAUCGUCGUUCGCAUCCCCCUGCUAUUCUAUUCAGCCACACCUCUCGUCGUGCCUUUUUCCGGCUGUCCUAUCCCGUAAGCAUACAUGAACCCCUCUCUUUUUGUGUGAAAGAGACUGAAUAGCCCUGUCACCGGUUGUAGAUGUAUUCCAUUAGCUUAUCAUCUCUCGUCAUUUGUAAUCAUACUACUACGACAUUCUG
This is a messenger RNA of Serpula lacrymans var. lacrymans S7.9, 803 nucleotides long. RefSeq lists its product as uncharacterized. Gene Ontology annotation, cellular component: mitotic spindle pole body; half bridge of spindle pole body. The transcript has 3 exons. Lineage: Eukaryota; Fungi; Basidiomycota; Agaricomycetes; Boletales; Serpulaceae. The record is from RefSeq and is a predicted model, not a curated record. Gene Ontology annotation, biological process: spindle pole body duplication. The coding region runs from base 13 to 507 and encodes 164 amino acids. Gene Ontology annotation, molecular function: calcium ion binding; microtubule binding.